Cryptococcus amylolentus CBS 6039 is the source of this 2680-nucleotide messenger RNA. RefSeq lists its product as hypothetical. The record is from RefSeq and is a predicted model, not a curated record. The coding region runs from base 67 to 2460 and encodes 797 amino acids. Gene Ontology annotation, biological process: carbohydrate metabolic process. Gene Ontology annotation, molecular function: hexosyltransferase activity; UDP-glycosyltransferase activity. The transcript has 12 exons. NCBI's taxonomy places the organism in Eukaryota, Fungi, Basidiomycota, Tremellomycetes, Tremellales, Cryptococcaceae.
CUCUUCCCCACCCCGCCACCAUGACACACAAGAAAGACAAGAACGCCAGCCCCCAGCGCCAGAGCAAUGGCGGCGGCGUACAAGGAAAGCCCACUCCCACCUUCACUCAAUCUUGCUCAUGCCCCCACAGACUAUGCCAAGCUUAAGAAGGAAGGCACCGGUCUCGACUCGGAAGCAGUCAUCGACGAGGCCGGCAACAUCAAGAUCUUCCUGACACUCAAAAAGCCUCUUCCUGAGCUACCAGCAGACUAUGCUCUGCCAGUGGAAGAGUAUGCGCUUGAUCUGCGCCCCGAGGCACCACCGGUGGGGCCAAUGUACAUUGUCGUCUACCUAGUGGGUAGCAGAGGCGAUGUACAGCCAUAUCUGUCUCUGGCUCUCCGCCUCAUCUUAUCGCACGGACACCACGUGCGCAUCGCCACCCAUACCACCUUCAAAGACUUUGUCCUCUCUGCAACAAAGUUUCUCAAAGGCAAGACUGGCAAAGAUGGCGAGAGCUUGGAGGAGCAUCUUUCGUUCUUUGAUGUCGGGGGUGAUCCUCAUGAGCUCAUGGCGUACAUGGUGAAGAAUCCCGGACUACUGCCAGGCAUCGAGUCUCUCACGAAUGGUGACAUUGGGUCAAAACGCAAAAUGACGGGUCUUAUGCUCGAAAGGUUCUACGAAGCCACCUACAAGCCCGACCCUCUCACUCAAAAGCCCUUUGCAGCGGACGCUAUUCUGAGCAAUCCCCCCGCCUUUGCACAUAUCCAUGUGGCGGAGGCUUUGGGCAUACCUGUGCACCUAACAUUCACAAUGCCGUGGUCGCCGACGACUUCAUUCAGCCACCCCUUGGUCAAAGUGCAGCAAAGUAACGCUGAGCCAGGCCUCACAAAAUACCUCUCUUAUGCUUUUGCUGAGCAAAUGACAUGGCAAGGUCUCGGAGACGUCAUCAACAAAUGGCGCCGCCAGCAGCUCAACCUCGAUCCUCUCUUGGGACUCUCAGGGCCUUCAAUCCUGGAUCGGCUGAAGGUGCCUUGGACGUAUUGCUGGAGUGAUGAGUUCAUUGCAAAGCCAGACGAUUGGAAAGAGCACAUUGAUGUAUCGGGGUUCUACUUUAUGCCCAGUGAUGCCGAUUAUAAGCCGACUGCUGAGCUCAAACGAUUCCUGGCUGCCGGACCACCUCCCAUGUACAUAGGAUUUGGUUCAGUAGUGGUUGACGAUCCCCAGGCCAUGACAAGGACGAUAUUCGAAGCUGUUGAAUCCAGCAAGUUGAGAGCUAUCGUCAGUGCCGGUUGGGGCGGACUUGGCAACACCAAUGUCCCCGAAAGCGUCUAUAUAAUGAAAGAAAGUGUACCUCACGAUUGGCUUUUCGCAGAAGGAAGAGUAUCGAUGGUGUGUCAUCAUGGUGGCGCUGGGACAUGCGCUAUAGGUCUCAAAGAGGGAUUGCCCACCAUCAUCGUACCCUUCUUUGGGGAUCAACCCUUCUGGGGCGCCAUGGUCCACCAAGCCGGUGCUGGUCCCAGUCCUAUCAAGCCCAAGGACUUCAACGUGGAAACUCUCUCCUCGGCCAUCCGCUAUGCCCAAUCUCAAUCAGCCAUCACUGCCGCCCGCGCCAUUGCCUCCAAAAUUAGCGCCGACGACGGUGAAGCCAAGGGUGUCGAAUCUUUCCACAAGCACUUGCCCCUCCUUGCCAUGCGCUGCGACGUCGACCCCUCAAAGAUUGCAAUUUGGUGGUCUGAUGAUUUUUUUUUGCGAUUGUCGGCGGGCGUCGCAGCGGUGCUGGUGGAGCAAGAGAUGACGAGUUGGGAAAAGUUGAGACCGUAUAGGUCAAAAGAGUAUGAUACGAGAAAGGCGAUCACGGACCCUGUGAGCGGGGGAGCAACAGCUGUCUUGGAGAUUGUGGCGGAUGCUUCUGAAGGCGUCUUUCAGAUCUUUAGCACCAAACCGCAUCUUGGCAUAAUCAAAACAGCCACCAUAGCUCCACGUGCCAUUGUCACCGGUGUCCGACUCGUCCAUGAGGGCAUGGAGAACAUGCCCCGCCUCGUCGGGUCCAAAUCCCGACCCCAGGCCAAUGUGACAGAUACCAGCAGCGGGUUCCGUGAGGGCCUUCGAGGGUUUGCAUACGGAGUCGGAGAUGGCAUCAGUAGUCUUUUGACUGAACCGUUCCGAGGCGCAAAGGAGGAGGGGGCCGUGGGGUGGGUCAAGGGGAUGGGAAGGAGCUAUGUCAGUGUAGCUAUGCUGCCCGCCGCGGGGGCCCUUGGACUCGUCGCUUUGCCCAUGAAAGGGGCCUCUAAGUCGCUCCAUACCUUCAUGUACGGCCGCCAAGAAAAGGUACUCAAACCGCCUCGCCAGGCUAUCAGCAUCGAGCAAGGCUAUAAACUUCCGCCGGCAGAGAAGAAGAAAAUCUUGGAGUUGUAUAAAGAUGCGCUGGAAAGUGACGAGAUCAAGGAGCGGCAAAAGGUGAUGGAGAAGGUCGGAAAGUAAAAGUUCAAUGUGUGUGAUUUAACAUGUACUUUUAGCAUGUGCAAAAUCGACUAGGUCGUGGAAAGCGACAAGAUAUAAUAGCGUUGUAUGCUAAGGAUGUAUAGCGGAGGGGGCGGUCCAGAGAUAAAGACCAUAUUGGCGUUAGAUGCUUACCUGAUUUGACCCUUCAAAAGUUACCAAAGCAAAGGAAAAAGCUGGUUUGAUGACCUUGACAACUACC